UUCUUCGUCUUCUUCCAAAUGGGUUCCAUUGAAGUCUCACUUGAAGUCCCUCCUUAUGCUCGAGUCCUUAAAGAUGGAACAAUUGAGAGACUCGCCGGGACCCAAGUUGUUCCGGCCGGGUUAGACCCUCAAACCGGAGUUGCAUCCAAAGACAUCGUGCUUUUCCCACAAACCGGUGUGUCAGCUAGACUUUACCGGCCCAACAUCACUGACACCAAUGAAAAGCUUCCUUUGAUCGUUUACUAUCAUGGUGGAGCUUUCUGUAUAGCUUCAGCUGCUGAGCCACUCUACCACAACUGCCUCAACAUGCUUGUUGCUGAGGCCAGUGCCAUUGCUGUUUCUGUCAAUUACAGAUUAGCCCCUGAGCACCCACUGCCGAUUGCCUACGAGGAUUCCUGGGCUGCGCUUCAGUGGGUUUUUGGUGGUGAAGACAUUGACGAUUGGAUGAAGGACCAUGUUGAUUUUGAAAGAGUAUUCUUGGUGGGAGACAGUGCUGGGGCUAAUAUUGCACACCACUUGGCCUUGCGGGUCAAGAAGUCCGACCCGGAUCCGAAACUGAAGAUUGCUGGGAUUGGGAUGAUCCAUCCUUAUUUCUGGGGGAAGGAUCCGAUUGGCCGGGAGGUGGGGGAUUCAUUCAGGAAGUCAAUGGUGGACACAUGGUGGAGCUUCGUCAGCCCGUCGGAGAAAGAGGGUGAUGACCCGCUGAUUAACCCGUUUGUUGACGGAGCCCCGAGUCUGGAGGGGUUGGCUUGUGGUAAGGUUCUUGUUCUUGUUGCAGGAAAUGACAUAUUGAGGGACAGAGGGAGGCUUUACUAUGAUGAAUUGGUGAAGAGAAACUGGGCAGGAAGCAAAGAGUUUAUUGAAACAGAAGGGGAGGAUCAUGUUUUCCAUAUCUUCAAUCCCAGUUGUGAAAAGGCCAAGACUUUGAUCAAGGAUUUGGGGUCUUUCAUAAAUCAAAAAUAGUGCAAGUUCAAUAGUAGA
This is a messenger RNA of Argentina anserina (silverweed cinquefoil), 981 nucleotides long. RefSeq names its product probable carboxylesterase 2. The record is from RefSeq and is a predicted model, not a curated record. Bases 19 to 963 code for a protein of 314 amino acids. Lineage: Eukaryota; Viridiplantae; Streptophyta; Magnoliopsida; Rosales; Rosaceae. Gene Ontology annotation, molecular function: hydrolase activity. The transcript has a single exon.